GGGGGUCUUACAAAGCGGAACGAUUGGUUUCAGGGUUUUAUUUUCCGGGGGGACGUCAGAGCCGAUCAUGGCGACUCUCGGCGGCAGUCGUGGGGAUCGUCUUGGCAACUCAAACCAUCAAAAGUCUUCUCUCGUAUCUCCGGAGAAAGUCCGUGAACUUCUUAACGACGGGGUGUCGUCCACGGACACCGGAUCCAACAGUGAACAAGGAGACUUGAAAGUUCUGGAAGUAAAAAGCAACACUCAAGCACCUUGCGAAGCAACGAACAAAGACGCCUUUUUCUCAAGGGUGGAAUCUUAUUCAUGUUUGAAAUGGGCAGGCAAACCCCGAAUACUGUCCCCUCUGAUGUGCGCCAGAUAUGGUUGGAUCAACGUCGGCUGUGAUAUGCUCAAGUGCUCCAGCUGCCAGGCUUUCCUUUGUGCAUCACUACAACCAACUUUAGACUUUGAAAAAUAUGAAUCCCGCAUUGCAGAGAUAUCGAGGCAGCUUCAGACGCAGCAUGAGAAGUUUUGCCCCUGGCCUGACUUUCCCUGCCCUGAGCGGUUCUGGCUGGUUCCAGCCUGUGAACCAUCAGCACUUCUCACUUCCUUCUUGGAGCGCUUCCAGAGCGCCUGUCUUCUUGCACAGCAGCUGCCAGCCAUGAAGCCGGAGCAGCUGAAGUCUAUGUCACUGACAGAAGAUGUUGUCAGUGUUAUACUGCAGCUGAUCGAGGAAGAACAAAAAAGAAAGGGGGGAACUUCAUGUUCUGAACCUUUGGCUGUCCAAGUGGCUGCAUGCAUUGUUUCUCUCUGUGGCUGGGCUGCAAGCCCCUCUCUGCACGCCAUGAACCUGCCCAUCCUCACCUGCUCGUACUGUAUGCGUAAGGUGGGCUUGUGGAAUUUCCACCAGAUGGAGGGAAUGGGAGGCGAUGGAGAUGCCUUACCAAUUAUCGUAGGCCCCUCUGCUCAAGCAGUAGCUCCUGCCUCAGUAGCUACACAGGAGGGCCAGGGGGACCAAACUGCUUCUGCCUUAUCCACUCCUGCCACAACUCCAUGCCGCAUGAAGCUGAGGAGCCAGGACUCUACCCGUUCUGAUCAGGGUGAAGGAACCUCAUCCCCUGUGGGUUUACGUGCCCGAAGCAGAGAUUCACCAAGCCCCAGUGAAGAGUUGUCAAGUCCUUUGACCAGGGGCAAAAGAACUGCAACUCGCGGUAGAGGACAAGGAGACAACUCUGGGCCUGAUGGCACUGCCAGCCUGCAACACCCUCCUAAACGCUUGUGUCUCUCAUCAAUUGGUGGUCCAGAUGGGAUGCUGCAUAAGAAUGCAUUUGAUCCGCUCGCUCAGCACAGAGACUGGUGUCCCUGGAUUUCUGUGGGAAAGGAGAAUGUGGAUCCAGGGGUCAUUCCCUCUCUGGACGUAGGUACAGCACUUCAUCAGCAGGGCUGGAAGGCUGCUCUCGACCUCCUUGUGCCCAUGAAGAAGAACUCUAAUACAGCAGGAGGUAGUCCAGCACAGGGUCCUCGUGACAAAUCUAAAAGAGUGUUUGCUAUAUUCCGUCAGUGGCAGGUGUCCUCCCCAGCGUCUCAGUAGACUGUUUCCAUCCAAACAGCAUUGCAACACUGAACUUUUGAACUGACCUGCCCUCUUUUUGUGGUACUGAGUCCACAAUACCAAUGACAGGACUGUCAUUAUAUAUGUAUGCCAUCCCGUAAAGUCGUGUUUACAUUCAAAGUGUUUAUGGAGGGAAGGGAAGUUGAUUGUGUCUUUAAGCAAAUUAAUGCGUGUCUUCUCUGUGAACAGUGAAAUAUGUGAAGGAUGCCUGAGAGGCAUUUAAACAUUUUGAAUUCUCUGGGAGGGGGCAAUUUAGGUCUUGUUUCAUGUGUAGAUAUCAAGUAAUUGAACACAUCUCUCAUAUAAACUAGCCACAGGCAAGGCAUCUACUAUUGACCUCACAUGAAGUCUGCUGUAGUAGUAGCCCUUCAAGUCCCUGAUCGUGAGAAAGGGCCAAAUGGCUUGACACUGGAAAGGCAAUGUUUACCUUCAAUGUAUGUUGAGUCAUUUGAGGGAGUGUUAAAUAUUAACCUCAGAUUAACAAAAACUGUGAGGAAGUCAUUUGUGUGUGUGUACUGUUGUGGAUAUGAGUUCUCUUUGAAAAGAACAGAAUCAUUUUUGGUUGUAAAAUUGUUUGUUGAAUGUAUGUUUUUCAUUUAGUCAAUACUAAAAUCUUGAUUUUUGCAGGCAGGUAGAACCAUGUGCCAUGACCUUCCAACCUAUUUUGAAUUACAUUCAGGAUGCCUGUACUUCCUUUUUGCCUUCCCAUGACAUCUUGUUGCUAAUUCAGUCCUCUCUAUUCUGUGCUUUUAUCUCUGUAGAAUUUCCUAAAUGUGUAAUAAAAUGCUCUUCCGAAAGUUUGUUUCACUUUGAA
Molecule: messenger RNA, 2405 nt
Organism: Larimichthys crocea (large yellow croaker)
Lineage: Eukaryota; Metazoa; Chordata; Actinopteri; Sciaenidae
Gene: zc3hc1
Product: zinc finger, C3HC-type containing 1
Exons: 10
Coding region: 68-1570 (500 amino acids)
Cellular component (GO): nucleus
Molecular function (GO): zinc ion binding
Source: RefSeq, a predicted model, not a curated record